Messenger RNA from Closterium sp. Naga37s-1, 2902 nucleotides. Lineage: Eukaryota; Viridiplantae; Streptophyta; Zygnematophyceae; Desmidiales; Closteriaceae. The record is from the annotation of a GenBank genome assembly.
AUGCUGAGCGUGCUGCGAGUGCAUCUGCCGUCGGACAUCCCGAUCGCGGGGUGUGAGCUGUGCCCGUACGUGCUGCUGCGCAAGCCCGAUGGCACCAUCACCACGGAGGACAUACCCGACACCAACCCCAUCGAUGGCUACUACAUCCGCUGCCGCUGGUACCGAGUCCAAAGCGAUAAACGCGUCGCAGUGUGCUCGGUGCACGGCAACGAGCCGGCGACGCUGCAGUGCCUGGGGUGCGUGAAGGCCAAGCUGCCCAUCGCUCGCAGCUACCACUGCUCGCCGCUCUGCUUCCAGGCCGCCUGGCCGCGCCACCGCGCGCUGCACUCGCGCGGACUCGGCGGAAGCACCCACGGCAGCAGCGACGGGACGCUCCCGGGAGAGAUGAACCCCGGUGGGGCUGCUGGGGGGGGCGCGGGGGGGGUUGGCGGGGCGCAGAGGCGGGAGAACGGCGCGACGGCGGAGGAGGAGGAUCUGUUUGGGAAGUUUAAUAGUGGGAAUGGGACCACAGGGCUGGCGGGGGCGGGGGCGGGGGCGGGGGCGCAGGGGGGCAUGGGGAACGGCGCGCCUGGAGGGGGGUACGGGCAGGGGGAGCAGCAGCAGGGGGGGCAGCAGCAGGGGAUGCAGGGUAUGCAACGGCCGAUGGGGGGGGGAUUCGCGCACAGGCCGCCAGGGGGGCUCGCAUACCAGUCUGACACCACCGGAGGGGGCUCCAACACUAGUGGCAGCGGCAGCGGGGAGGUGUGGUUCGAAGUGGGGCGCGGGAAGCCCUACACACCCACCACGGACGACGUAGGCCAUGUUCUCAAGCUCGAAUGUGUCCCUAUCGAAGCCGCCACCGGCCUCCCCGUCGCGCCCCCGUCCACCCUCCUCACCUCCCGAGUCAUCCCCGCGCCAUCCCCUACCCCCCGGCGGAUGGUUUCUGUGGGGGCCGGGGAGGGGGAGAUGGGGGGCGCGCGUGGAGGGGGAGGGGGAGGGUUCACGGUGCUGUCAUACAAUGUGCUGGCGGACCUGUACGCAACGAGUGAGAUGUACAGCUACUGCCCUCCCUGGGCGCUGUCGUGGGCCUAUCGCAAACAAAAUCUGCUCAGGGAGCUGAUGGGGUACCGGGCGGAUAUCAUGUGCUUGCAGGAGGUGCAGAGCGAUCACUUUGAGGAGUUCUUUGGACCCGAGCUGGAGAAGCAGGGGUACGCGUCCGUGUUCAAGAAGAAGACUGCUGAGGUAUACACGGGCACGGCCUAUGCCAUAGACGGCUGUGCCACCUUCUUCCGCCGGGACCGCUUCUCCCUCGUCAAGAAGUAUGAGGUGGAGUUCAACAAGGCAGCGCUAUCACUCUCUGAGGCCCUCGCGCCUCCCACAAAGAAGGCUGCUCUGAACCGCCUGCUCAAGGACAAUGUGGCGCUGAUAGUGGUGCUAGAAGCACGGGACGCAGGGGGGGGAGAUGGCAAGGACGGGGCUAAUGCGCCUCCCGCCAAGAGGCAGCUGCUCUGUGUGGCGAACACGCACAUCCACGCCAACCCUGAGCUCAAGGACGUGAAGCUGUGGCAGGUGCACACGCUGCUCAAGGGCCUGGAGAAGAUUGCAGCCAGUGCGGAUAUCCCCAUGCUGGUGGCAGGGGACUUCAACAGCGUGCCGGGCAGCGCGCCCCACUCACUGCUCGCUACAGGACGAGUCGAUGCCAACCACCCAGAGCUCGCCACGGACCCUCUCGGCAUCCUGCGACCCGCCUCCAAGCUCUGCCACCAGCUGCCCCUGGUCAGCGCAUAUGCUUCUCUCAGCCGCGGCGGCUCGGUGGCGGAGCGGCAGCGGCGGCGUAUGGACGCGAGCAGCAGCGAGCCGCUGUUCACAAACGUGACUCGCGACUUCAUGGGCACCCUGGACUACACCUUCUAUACUGCCGACUCCCUGUCAGUGGAGUCAGUGCUGGAGCUACUGGACGAGGACAGUGUGCGCAAGGACACCGCACUGCUCUCCGACUCCUUGUCAGUAGAAUCGGUGCUGGAGCUGCUAGAUGUGGACAGUGUGCGCAAGGAUACCAUGCUGCCGUCCCCUGCGUGUGUGAAUGCCUUCAGUCAUUCUCCUCCCAUCUCCUCUCCACUUUCCUCUCAUUCCUCCCCUCCCUACUCCAGCCGACUCUCUUUCCGUCGAAUCGGUUCUGGAGCUACUGGACGAGGACAGUCUUCAAAGCUCACCACACCAGAUCUCCUCUUUCCGCGCACCUUCUGUUUCACCGCCCAUCUUCCUGCCUCCCCCUUCACGGACGAGGGGUCCUCUGUGAAAGUCCCCGUGCCCAUCCUCUUUAGAGCCUUACCCCUCGUUCCCCAUGUCGCCUCCUUUCCCUCUCUCCCCCCUCCAUCCCCCCCAUUCACGGACGAGGGACCGUCCGUGGAGGUCCGCGUGCCAAUCCCUGCUGCUCUCCGGCCAAUCCAGGCACGCCACGUGGCAGUGAGCGUGCAGGACGACGCGCUGUCAGUGGCCGUGACGCCGCCAGCUGGCUUCGGGAGCAAGGAGGGAGUGGUGAAGGGCAAGGAGGGGCGGGAGCGAUCGCUGCUGGCGGCGAGUCCGCUGUAUGGGCGGGUGAAGGCGAGCGAGAGUGCUUGGUACAUUGACGACACAGAGAUUGUCAUCACACUCUUCAAACACCCACAACCCUCCUCCUCCUCCACCGCUCCCUCUGCACCUUCCGAGCCUGUCUUCCAGGCCUGGCCGACCCUGAUCAAGGGCUGGGAGGCACUGGCAGGGGCGGUGGCCAAUCAGCUCAAGAGCUGCUCUGUGCUGCUGGUGGGCGGUUGCACUCGACUGAAUGCGGCCGUUGCUGCAGAGAUGGCUACUGGGCUUGGCUAUGCACCAAUCAUGACGCAGCAACUGGUGGAGCAACUAGCGAGUGCCACCAUUGAAGAAG